CAUCCAGGGAAGACCAUAUCCCGUGUGGCCCUGUCAAAGAAAGAGUCUCCGAUGGACUUACACCGGGCAGCCUUCAAGAUGGAAAACUCCUCCUACCUUCCCAAUCCUCUGGCAUCUCCAGCCCUCAUGGUUCUUGCUUCCACCGCUGAAGCCAGCCGCGAUGCUUCCAUCCCUUGCCAACAGCCAAGGCCCUUCGGCGUUCCUGUGUCAGUGGACAAGGAAGUUCACAUCCCAUUCACCAAUGGCUCCUAUACUUUCGCCUCCAUGUAUCACCGGCAAGGUGGGGUGCCAGCAGCAUUCACCAACCGCGAUUUUCCACCCUCCUUGCUUCAUCUCCACCCUCAGUUUGCUCCCCCCAAUCUGGACUGCACCCCAAUAAGUAUGCUGAACCACAGUGGUGUUGGGGCCUUCCGUCCCUUUGCCUCCACUGAGGACAGGGAGAGUUACCAGUCAGCUUUUACACCUGCCAAACGCCUGAAGAACUGCCAUGAUACUGACUCUCCCCACCUCCGCUUCUCAGACGCUGAUGGCAAGGAGUAUGAGUUUGGAGCCCAGCUCCCAUCAGGCUCCCCUGGCUCCCUCAAAGUCGAUGACACAGGGAAAAAGAUCUUUGCCGUCUCUGGCCUCAUUUCAGACCGGGAGACCUCAUCUAGCCCUGAGGACCGAAACGAUAGAUAUAGAAGCGACAGCCAAGGAGGGCCGCCGGUGUCUGCGGGGGCCAGCCAGCGCAUGGCGUUAACUUUCCCUCUCUGCAAAAAGAAGGCAACGCUUUUUGACAGCCAGGCUCCCAUCUGUCCCAUUUGUCAGGUCUUGCUUCGUCCAGGUGAACUGCAAGAGCAUAUGGAGCAGGAGCUGGAGAAGUUAACGCAGCUCAACAUCAGUAAGAACUCUAUAUUGAAGGAUGUCAUGGCCCCAGGCACCCCCAAGUCAAUUUUGUUGUCAGCCUCAAUCAAGCGGGAAGGAGAUUCUCCAACAGCAUCACCUCACUCUUCAGAUGAUAUCCAUCACUCAGACAGAUACCAGACUUUUCUUCGAGUGAGAGCAAACAGACAGACCCGGCUGAAUGCUCGGAUUGGGAAAAUGAAACGGAGGAAGCAAGAUGAAGGGCAGGUAUGUCCCCUCUGCAGCCGGCCUCUCUCAGGAUCCGAGGAGGAGAGGAGUAGGCAUGUCGAACAAUGCCUUGCAAAGAGGGAAGGCUCAUGCAUGAUGGAGGAUGACUCUGUAGACAUUGAGAAUGAGAAUGGUAAUCGCUUUGAAGAGUAUGAAUGGUGUGGGCAGAAGAGGAUACGAGCCACCACUCUACUGGAAGGAGGAUUCCGAGGAUCCGGGUUCGUCAUGUGCAGUGGUAAGGAGAAUCCAGACAGUGAUGCUGACCUUGAUGUGGAUGGAGACGACACACUGGAAUACGGGAAGCCACAAUACACAGAAGCAGAUAUCAUUCCAUGCACUGGAGAAGAACCAGGGGAAGCUAAAGAGAGAGAGGCGCUUCGAGGUGCUGUCUUAAAUGGUGGCACACCUAGUACCCGAAUAACACCAGAAUUCUCUAAGUGGGCAAGUGAUGAAAUGCCAUCAACGAGUAAUGGGGAGAGCAGUAAACAGGAGCCCAUACAAAAGACCUGCAAGAACAGCGACAUAGAAAAGAUUACAGAAGAUUCAGCAGUGACAACAUUUGAAGCGCUAAAGGCUCGCGUCCGUGAGUUAGAAAGGCAGCUCUCCCGUGGGGACCGCUAUAAAUGUCUCAUUUGCAUGGACUCAUACACGAUGCCCCUGACCUCGAUUCAGUGCUGGCACGUGCACUGUGAGGAAUGCUGGCUGCGGACUUUGGGUGCCAAGAAGCUGUGCCCUCAGUGCAACACCAUCACCUCUCCAGGGGACCUCAGGCGCAUCUACUUAUGAAGGACAUGGCUGCUCAGACCAGAUGGCCCCACCAUGGGGAUUGGGGGGAAAGGAAUGGCAGCGGUGGCAG
Euleptes europaea (tarantolino) is the source of this 1966-nucleotide messenger RNA. RefSeq names its product ring finger protein 220 (gene RNF220). The transcript is spliced from 15 exons. Gene Ontology annotation, biological process: protein ubiquitination. Lineage: Eukaryota; Metazoa; Chordata; Lepidosauria; Squamata; Sphaerodactylidae. The coding region runs from base 52 to 1896 and encodes 614 amino acids. The record is from RefSeq and is a predicted model, not a curated record. Gene Ontology annotation, molecular function: ubiquitin protein ligase activity; metal ion binding.